Molecule: messenger RNA, 5727 nt
Organism: Drosophila ficusphila
Lineage: Eukaryota; Metazoa; Arthropoda; Insecta; Diptera; Drosophilidae
Exons: 13
Coding region: 177-4766 (1529 amino acids)
Biological process (GO): signal transduction
Source: RefSeq, a predicted model, not a curated record
ACCUAUGUAUAUGUUCUAAUAUACCCACUAUCGUAUGGGAAAUCAAAACAGCUGAGCAUGAUUAUUAAUCAGAGCUUUAGGAACCGUUCAAAAAUCUUCGCUCGAUAGUAAAAACCAAUUAGUGCACGUGGCACGGCUUGUGUUUCGUUUAGCAGCAUUUAAAAAUAGCUAAUUAUAUGUGUCAAAUGUGUCGCGUUCUGUUUGUAUUGACCCUCUUGGGUUUGUUUGCCCCGGGUCGGAGUUUGGAAGUGACCUUCCAGGAAUCCUACCCCACACACUUGUUCAAUUCGGAUCAGGAAUCUAUUCCGCACAAGCGGGCGGCGGAUGUUCCUCAGUUUUUCGACCAAGCUAGCUUUAGCUUCGACGGACUGACGCGGGUGGCCUCCGUGCCAGUGCCCUUCCCCCUGGACAUCUGCAUCCUCCAGUUGCCGACGGUCAAGUACGCCACCGCCUUGCACAAGAACGCGGACGGCCUGCGUCACCUUGCAGUGUAUGCCUGGCGUGCAGCGGAGCAGGAUUACCAGCUGCUCGUGCAUCUGGCCGCACCCAAGGCGGUGGCUCUGGACUGCCUGGCCUUCGCUGGAAGAGGCUAUGUGGCGGUGAGUUACAACCUGUCCGAGCCCGUAGGCCAGGCUCGAGAAGGAUCGCCCAUCUACGAGCUCUCCCCGGAGACGGGGAUUCGCACGGUGCAGUACUUCUCGGGAACACGGCUGCGGGGAAUGUACCUGCGGAUCAGCAGCCAGGAGCUGACCCUUCUGCAGGCCUUCGACGCGGAAGCCAAGUGCCCCUACUUCAAGUGGACGGGCUCCAGUUUCCGGCGGCUGGGAGCGAUUCCCUGCAGCAACGCUCGGCGAUUGGAGGCCUUCGGCAUCGACUAUACCGACUACGUGGCCGUGGCCAACUACGCGGACGCCCAGGGCCGCACUUCCACCCGCUCGGAGAUCUUUAGGUGGGAUGCCGCGGCCCAAAGGUUCCGCCUUUUCCAGCAACUGCGCAGCAACGGAGCCGUGGACGUCAAGUACUUCAGUCUGCCGGUGAACGAGGUCAGCCGGCGGCACUUCCUCGUCCUGGGAAACACAGUUGGCGGAUCAAGCUCCGAAGCGGGCGAGGCCGACACCGUGAUCUACGUUUUCGAAAAGGGCCAGUUCGUGCCCUACCAGCAGUUAAGUUUCUACGCCCUGGAACGACUCUUGCCGGUUGAGCACUCCAUCUCCGAGAAGUUCCUGUUGCUGGUGGCCUGCAACAAGCAGGACGUCCAGAUCUACAACCUCAACGACUGGAGGUUCGAGGAGUCCAAGGUGCAGUUCACCGAAGGGGCAUUCAGCCGUGGAGUGGCCAGGAUGAGGAGCUAUGAGGAGGGGGGUCACAGCUAUUUGGUAAUUGCCAACGAGAACAUGGCUGCCAACGAGACGAACAUCUUUCAGCCGCUCUACAAACAGGAUGAGCAUGCCAACAUCCUCCGCCAGCAAAUCAUUGACUGGGCUCGAGAGCAAAUAAAGCGUCUGGAGCAGGUGAAUGUGGAUCAGCUGUUUAGAAGACUGCAGGAAAAACUGAGGAAACGCGAGGAGAAACUGCAGUGGUCAGUCAUAAACGAAGUAAACACCGAAUCGUUUGUAGACCGCCAGAUGAAUCUGACUCCGAACUACUGGAAGGCUCUUGAGCUAAUUACGCAGGCCUUAGAUGUGCUCGAACGCAAAGCAAUCGAAGCAAGCACCAGUCAUCCCGCCAAGAGAUCCGCUGACAAGCCAACUGAGGAACUAGACUUCGAGGUGGUCACGGUGGACACCCUGGUGGUGCACGAGACCGUCCGAGCAGAUCGUAUCAACGGAGUUAAUACGAAGACCCCUGUUUUUGAGUCCAUUAGUGCCAGCAAAGUUUUAGUGAGCGAGGAGUACAGUGAGCCCGCAAGGAAGCAAAAAAGACCGCGCCUGGAGAAGCUGAUAGUAAAGAACCUGACGCUGGAGGGCAAGAUCAACGGCAUCAAGUGGACAGAUCUCAUGGAGCAGACCUUGAAGCGCAGCGGAGAGGAAGUGCAGUUCAUAAAGGCACCCGCAGACCUCGAACGCCUGCAGGCCGAGGCUGUGCAGGUCAACAGCAACGAGGUCAACGACCGGCCGCUGAGUCAGCUUAUCCCGGUGGAUGGCGGCGACUUUAUUGUCCAGCAGGACGUCCAGUUCGCGCAGCCUGUCCAGGUGAACCGUCUGCUCAUCAACCAGCGGCUGAACCACAUCCACGUCGAUCGCCAGCGCUUCGAUGCGCUGCUCAAGGAGGCGAAUUACACUCAGGUCAUCGAGGGUCCCAAGCGAUUUGAGAAUGUCCGCGUCCUGGAACCGAUUACCAUUGCGGGACAAAUGAUGGGCGCCGAAUUGAGGGCAAUGUCGCCGGCAAAGGUGACCCACAAAUCCGUACAACUGAGUGGGGAUUUUGUUAUAGACGGCGAUGUAACCAUAGGACGGCUGCUGCAAAUGAGCGAUUUAGUGGAUCAGGCCACUCAGAGAUCAGCAGCAGAUGUAUUCAGUCGAGGCCUGCGGGUUGACCAACCGCUGGAUAAUGUGAAUCUGAACUUUUUGCAACCCCUGUCGGCUAACAACACAGAACUGAGCUUCCUGAAUACCCAAGACCUGCAAAACCUGGUUAAACUGAACGUGGAUGAGGUGCAGUUGGUGCAGGCAAAGAAGAUCUUUCCCCAGGGUCUGGAAAUCGUGGAUGGCUUCGGUGAGGUGAAGUGGCUAAACGGUAUCGAUACGGAGAGACUCCCGGAAAUGCUGUUAACCAAGAGCGGCAACCAAACCAUUUCGACUUCAAUUGAACUGCAGGGUUUGGAAGUGGAGUCAGUGAACUCAUCCCUGGUGCUGUUGAACGGCUACGGGGUGGAGGACUACCUACAAGUUGACCAGGAUCAGAAAUCAAAUGGAACGCUCUAUGUUAAGCACUUGGAUGCUGGGGAGGUGAGCGUGGAAGACCUGCACUUGAAUGGCCUCCUUUUUGGCCAGCCCCUGUCCUCCAUCUACGCAUAUGGUAGCCAAUCCCUAGACAGCUGGCACCUGCCACCCGACUUUAAGGGAACACUAUAUGCCCAGAAUCUGUGGGUCAGCGGAAACAUUAACCAAGUGAACGUGGCCCAAGUGGAACAUCAAUUGCAGCAACUGGCGGGCAACAUCAAAUAUGUGGGCGAUUUUAGCUUCGACCAUGAGGUGAACAUAAGUUCGCUUAGCUUUGAAAACUCCCUAAACGGAAUUUCAGCCCACCAAUUCGGUCGCUGUUGGCUAGAAUCCGAAGGAGACCAGACAUUCACUGCUCCGCAAAAGCUUUCUUCGCUGGUCAGUGAUCAGGGCAUGUGGCUGGAUGGAAAGCUGAACAACCACUCCCUGGAGGAUCUUGUUAGCCGUAGCUACAGACUCAAUACACCGGAGCACCUGCAAGCAGUGCGAUUUGAGAAUCCCAUUGUGUUGCAAUCGGAGCUCCAGUUGGGUAAAAUAAAUGGCCUCCGAGUGCCGGAGGAUAUGAUUUACCACGACGGUGGAGGCUAUCUCUCUGCCCCAGUUAGCAUAGACGGUAACUUGGAGGCAGCUGACUUCUGCAACAUUACCAACCUUAAUGGUUACCCUCUGGAUGCGUUGGACGAGUAUUUAAAUGGAAAACCUCAGCACACAUUUAUGGCGGAAAAUGUAAAGUUUGACGGGGCGCCUUCGUAUCACCAGCUAAAUGGUUAUAAUUUGAGCAAGCUGCUAGAUGAGGUUUGGCUAGACAACGAGCAGAUUGAGCUACGGGGAUUGAAACUUGAUUCCGGGGACGUUGAAGGCCUGUUGGAGUUCCAGGGAACUCUUAAUGGGCUUCACGUAGAACACAUCAGGCAAAACUAUUUCAGCAAGACGCGCAGCAACCGAAUGAAAACUCCCCUGCGUUUCCUGCAUGACGUCACGUUCGCCCAGCCUCCAGCAGCCAACAACGUGGAACUACGACGUGGCAGCUAUGACGCACUUGUGGAGUGGAGCGCCAGCAACGUCUCGCUGGAUUUUGAUAAAUUUGUAGCCAACACCUUAAAAACUUCCGGAGUUCACUACAUUAGUGGAAAAUGGGAGCUGACAGAGGCCACAGUUUCCGGAGAUUUGAAUAAAGUCCUUAUAAACCAGUUGAAUUUAGUUGAUGAUAUUGUAAGAACGCCCCAAGGCAACGACAGUAAUGCUCCCGUGAUUGUUGAUGGCCUGAAAAUUGUUAGCAACGCCACGAUAAAUCGCUUGCAUGUUUCACCUGAAAGCCGAGUGGCCGAGGUUCCCGUGGCCAAGUGGAUCAACGAAGCCGCCUAUCUCUAUGGAAAUCACAGCAUUUCUGGAACCACCCGCCUGGAAAAUGUAAACCUCUACAACGAUCUUUCCGUAAGUGGCACUGUCAAUGGAGUUCUUUGGCAUCCGGAUAAUCUCCUCUUGCGGGACAAGGAACAGGAGGUGCGGGGAUCCCUGGUUAUGGACAAUAGUCUGCCCAAUCGCAGGCAAAUCUUUAGCAACAAUGUAAAGAAUCUCUGGGUGGACACAGUCAAUGGUCUGCCAGUGAACGAGUUAUUGGCCAACAAGGCCCAAAACAGGCCUAAUCUUCACGUCAAGAGCCAGCUUAUUUUCACCCAGCCAUUAACCGUGGGUCACUAUGAGGUGGAGAACGUAAAUGAACCUGUGGAUAAAUUCUACAGAAGAAAACGGGGCAUUAACACGAACACCAUUGAAGCUUGGAAACAGUUUCAGGAAAAUUUGGAUGCUUUAAAAAGAGAUUAACCCAGCCACCAAAGGUGCUGAAAUACUUUGCCUUGCUGCAGGAGCUGCCUCAUAAGGAUUCAAAACUAGAGAUCAUCUCCUCGGGAGGCGGUGAUGUACUAACCAUAUGGGAGCAGGGAUCCAAGGAAAUAAUUCCCUAUACUUGGUCUAGGGACAAACAGCGGUUCAGUCGUAAUUCAAGCUUGACAGCACUGCCACAGCUUAAGCAACUCAUGGAUAAAUAUACUCAGGACGCAGAGUCCACUACAAAAAUGGAGUUCGGAGAGCUCAGGUUGCAGUGCGGAGGAAUCAAAGAAGAAAACCAGAUAGUAAUCCAAUGCCAGGAUAAACAAAACCACAGCAGGGUAGCAGUCGUUGAUGGACGGAAUGCAAAACAGCUGCUGUUAGUCGCCAACACAGAUGACAUGCCCAUUUUGGUGACGACUUCCAAAGCUGUGGAGCUUUGGAGGUUCAGAUAUGGCAACUAUUCGCUUGUGAGUAGCUUGCAGGGAGGGCAGGUGGAACACAUAGCCAACAUAGAACGGAAAGCCGGCAUGGCAAGCGGUUUUACGGCGUUCCUGGCUUCAUCGCCAGCAGCAGAGAUCCGAAUUUACAGCCACGACACCAGGGAAUUUUAUCUGGAACAAGUGCUAGGACUCCCAGAUUCAAAGCUGCCGCGCGAAAUGAAAUUCAUGUAUCUGCCCGAGUCGGAAGACCUGCUCCUGUGUGUUUCGAAUGUGCUGCAAAACCAACCGCUCACCAUCUACCAGCACCUCGGGGCAGCCGGAUUCCAGCAAAUUCUCGGAGACAGUGUCCUGCCGGAGGCUCGUGCCUUGCAGGUGCUCCAGCUGCCCGACCAAAAGCUCAGCCUGCUUUCCGUGGCUACGGGGAAAGCAGUCUACUUGGUGCAGCCACUAUUUAACACUCUUUAGAUCACUUUUGUUUCGUUUUUCCUAAUAAAAAUUACUUUUUAUUAACCGUU